Messenger RNA from Capsella rubella, 1083 nucleotides. Its product is annotated as vesicle-associated protein 1-1. Lineage: Eukaryota; Viridiplantae; Streptophyta; Magnoliopsida; Brassicales; Brassicaceae. Gene Ontology annotation, biological process: endoplasmic reticulum membrane organization. The transcript is spliced from 8 exons. Gene Ontology annotation, cellular component: plasma membrane; endoplasmic reticulum membrane. The record is from RefSeq and is a predicted model, not a curated record. The coding region runs from base 146 to 865 and encodes 239 amino acids.
CUCUCGAUCUCGGUUUCUCGAUCGACGACUGCUCUCUCUUGAACCGGAGACGGCGUCACGGGACGAAUCUAUUCGCCGGGAAACUUUUUUUUUGGGGGUCGUUUGCACGCGAAAAUCGAUUUGAAUCUACAAGGAUCUGAUCGGGAUGAGUAACAGCGAGCUUCUCACCGUCGAGCCUCUCGACCUUCAAUUCCCUUUUGAACUGAAGAAGCAGAUCUCUUGCUCUCUGUAUUUGACGAACAAGACCGAUAAUAAUGUGGCCUUUAAGGUUAAGACAACGAAUCCCAAAAAGUAUUGUGUGAGGCCUAACACUGGAGUUGUUCUCCCGAGGUCUACCUGUGAAGUUCUUGUGACCAUGCAAGCUCAAAAGGAAGCUCCUUCCGAUAUGCAGUGUAAGGACAAGUUUCUGCUACAAGGUGUGAUUGCUAGUCCUGGUGUCUCGGCCAAGGAAGUUACUCCUGAGAUGUUUAGCAAAGAGGCUGGGCAUCUAGUUGAGGAAACUAAACUGAGAGUUACUUAUGUUGCUCCACCACGACCACCAUCACCUGUUCAUGAGGGAUCAGAAGAGGGUUCUUCACCAAGGGCUUCUGUCUCAGAUAACGGACAUGGUUCUGAGUUUUCCUUUCAGAAAUUUAGCGUGGACAAAGCUGAAGCUCAAGAAAACCCAUCUGAGGCGAGGGCUCUCAUCACAAAGCUAACUGAGGAAAAACAGUCUGCCAUUCAACUGAACAACAGACUUCAAAGAGAACUGGAUAUGUUAAGGCGUGAAAGCAAGAAGAGCCAAAGUGGUGGUAUCCCGUUCAUGUACGUUCUUCUGGUCGGACUCAUCGGUCUAAUUUUGGGAUACAUUAUGAAGAGGACAUAAACCAUCCCACCUGAACUUAAUUCCUCACCGCCACGAAGGAAGAAAAACAAAAAAAAUAGACUUUAACUCUUUCAGUCAGACAUUUUUUUCUUUCUCUUUUGUAUUUGUCAAUUUCGCCUAAAAAGGUGCCCUAGAAGAUUUGUGUUUCAUAACUCAGUUUGCUUUGUUUUCAACAUUUGUAAUCCAAUGACUUUGCGUGGGUUCUUUCUCCACUAAUU